This is a messenger RNA of Leptopilina heterotoma, 9404 nucleotides long. RefSeq names its product protein dopey-1 homolog. Gene Ontology annotation, cellular component: trans-Golgi network; endosome. Gene Ontology annotation, biological process: Golgi to endosome transport. Lineage: Eukaryota; Metazoa; Arthropoda; Insecta; Hymenoptera; Figitidae. The transcript has 24 exons. The record is from RefSeq and is a predicted model, not a curated record. The coding region runs from base 78 to 7499 and encodes 2473 amino acids.
CGUUAUUAUGUAAAUAACAAAAAUCAAUUUUUACAAGCAAAUUAUUCAUCAAGAAGUCAAAAUAUAAAGGAUUAAAAAUGGGUUCUAUCGCUUUAGAGGAAUAUGAAUUGAUGAAAGACUCAAAAUAUCGAGUCUAUGUAUCGGCAGUGGACAAGGCAUUGAAAAAUUUCGAGUACACGAGCGAAUGGGCAGAUUUGAUAUCAGCCUUGGGAAAAUUAAAUAAAGUAUUAUUGAGUCAUAUGAAAUUUCCCGUCAUUCCAAGAAGAAUAAAAAUUUCGAAAAGAUUAGCACAAUGUAUGCAUCCCGCAUUGCCUUCUGGAGUUCAUCUCAAAGCAUUGGAUACCUACGAUAUUAUUUUCAAAUGCAUGGGAACAAAUAGACUCAGUCAUGAGCUAUUUAUUUACAGUGCUGGACUUUUUCCAUUACUCGGCAAUGCGGCUAUGAAUGUGAGACCUUCAUUGUUAACCGUUUACGAAACUCAUUUUGUGCCCCUCGGCGAAAGAUUGAGACCAGGACUAAGUGGUUUUCUCAGUGGAGUUCUUCCUGGUUUGGAGGAAGGUUCCGAUCAUUUUGAUAGGACUAAUUCUCUAUUAGAAAAAGUGUGUGACGGAGUUGGCGCCGAACAUUUUUACGCAUGUUUAUGGGAUUGUUUAGCGUCAAAUUCGGGAAUUCGUUUACCCGCUAUUUUAUUCGUAUUAUCACACUUCAAUAAAAAACUGCCAAUGGAAGAACAACUUUAUAUUAUGGGAACAAAAGUCGACAUAAUGAUUACAGCUAUUUGUGCGGGAGUGCAAGACAGUUCUGUUUUGGUCCAGAGAAGCGCUUUAGAUUUAUUACUAGUCGGAUUUCCUGUUCACAAUAGUCAACUAUGUCGGGAUGAUAUGGUUUCAUUGUUAACAUCAGCAUUAGUCACAAUUUUGCGAAGAGACAUGAGUUUAAAUAGACGGUUGUUCGCAUGGCUUUUGGGAAGUGAAGUGAACACAUCGAUACUUAAGAAAAAAGCCGAUCCCAUUGCCACUGAAACUUCGGCAGCUUACUUCGAAUUAUAUUCAAAAGGAAUGCUAAUCGAUGCUAUAAAAUCGAUGCUAAAGACAAUAUGCGAGGAAACGCCGCAGGAGUUGAAACCAUAUAGAAUUCUCAUUUCAUUAUUGGACAAAGCAGACAUUGGUCCUGUUAUUCUUGAUGACAUUCUCUACGAAAUUUUUAGGACAUUUUACAAUGCCUGCGAUCAGGGCGACAAAAUUCAGAAAUCCAACGAAGUAGUGAAAUCAGCGAAUCUUUUAUUUUCAACACUCGAACCAUCGUACGUUUGGACGCAUUGCGGUGUACUUUAUGAAAAAUCGUGUAAAUUACGAAUAAACAAUCGUGAAUUUGACGAUUUAAGUGUAAAAUCCGUUGGCAGUGGAAUACCCGGUUUAAUGGAAAUAUGUACUCUUAUGGAAUUUCUCCUCGACACCGUUUCCCUCGACACAUUCAUCGAUGCGCCAUCUGAACAUUUACCAAAAUUAUUUCACGACAUUAUCAUUAAUCUCAUUCGUCACGUUGACAUUCUAUCACCAACUGAAAUUGAAAAAAGUCUCAGUCUUUGUGCAAAAAUUCUCUCAAAAGUUCAACUCACCGAAACUGGUUCAUCAUCAUCAUCACAACAUUUAGAGAAGCGCGACACAGAAACAAAAUCCGAAUCAAUUAAUAUUUCCGUCUCAGUGUCAAAUGACAAUACCCUGACAGCAAUUCCCCUCGAGAAAAGUCAAUCGGACAGUAAAUUAAAUAAAGCCGAAACAAAUGGUAAUCUUGAUCGUAGUCCAAGUCCAAGACGAAGGGCAAAUUCAAGUGGAGCGACUAAGAAGCAGGAGAAGAAAUCGAAGAAAAAGGGAAGCAAGAGUUCAUCAAAACUUGAUGAUAAUAUUUCCGUUAUUGUUUCCGACGAUGAUAAAGCAUUGCCACGUAAUAAGAGUAUGGAAAAUUUAAAAACUGAAUUUAUCGAAAUUGAAAAUCAAAAUUUAUCAAAAAAUAAUUCAAUGGGUUCGAAUGGUUCAAUAAAUAGGGGACCAUCGCCGGGACUCAGGGCUCAACAUUCAAUGUUGGAAAAAUGUCUCCGUCAGUAUGAGCAAUUUUACGUUAAACUAAUCGUGACGAGAAUUAUUAAUCGUGAACGUUCAGUAUUUGAAAUGUUCGACGAUUUAAAAGUUGUCUGCUUCAAGGACAAUUUUCAGGAGAAAACAAGAUUACUUGAGUCGCUACUAAAUUCGAAAAUUAGCCAUCAAGAUUCGGGUUACUUCAGUCAUGAUCAAAAUACCCUGGAGGAUGAUGUGAAGAGAUCGGAUAUUCUCUCACUUAACUUAGAAUCGAUUGCGUCGAUAACGUGGGAGGAAGUUUUGAAAAUUGGUUGCAGUCUUUUCGUUGAGUUGUCAACGUUUCCUACUUAUUAUUUAACUGGCGAUGGAUUACUCACGGAGGACGAGCCACAGGGUAAAAAUCAUUUGCCCGAUUGGCUGAAGGUUCUCGUUGUUUGCUCAUGUUGGCUGAGUAAGCAACCUGCAUUGCAAAUGACGAGUAUUGCAACUCUUUUGGAUCUGAUCGCUUUGUCGAAGGCGCACGGGGAAUUCAAUCCAAAUCAACAUUCUGGCGAGGGUGUCACUUCGGUUGUGAUGUUGCCGUUAUUGAAGAAAUGGCACAUUUCCUAUCUCGAGCAGUAUACGAAUGUUUUUCAAGUACUCGCACAUUCGCUCUGGCAUCAUUUGGGCGAAUUGCCGGCGCAUAAAUAUCGAAUUCGAUGCGUUGAAUUGAUGCAUGAAUUGCAUCAUACUUUGGAGAAAUCGUGCGAUGCUGUGGAGGAUGUAAUUGGAUCGGCGCUAAUGAACGAUAAUGUUGAGAAGAGAAUUGAAGCCUUCGAUAGAUUCUCAAUGCUGUGGCAUCUUGGACGUGAAAUCGAGACGAAUCCCCGUCUCCGUGGUUGCCUACGAACAUUCGACAAGUCUCUCCUGAAAAUGCUGGACAAUUUACAAUUGGCCGAUAAUUCGCCUCUAAAACUUCAAUCGCAAUCGUGGCUUCUUCACAGUUUAGUGAGAGGCGACAUAUCACGUGUUGUGACGCCAGUUCUCAUGAUGCUUCUCGACCCCCUAACGUGUCGAAUGAGCGUUCUUCAUGUCAGCAUUCAGCACAGCAAUAUUGUCCUAACGAAAAGCGAUCCAAUUGAGGAAAAAUCCGAAUUACACGACGACACCGAGGCAGCGACGAAUAUUUACGCAAUCAGCUCAGUUGAUGGAAAUGUCAUUUAUCACGUGAGCAAUAAUUCCGAAGAGGACAAAAAAUCCCGCAAGGGAAAGAAGAAAAAAAAGAGCAUUAAUCCAGUGAAAGUGAAGAGAAUUUUCGCCGUUACAACAUUAACAUCAGGCGAAAAUGGACAUCGUUACAUAACCGAGCGUAAUGAAACAAUGAAGGAACUCGAAGUUCCCUCCAGUAUUGCCGGUAAUCGACGUAUCUCAGUUUUUGUCAAUCCAUUAUCAUUGAAUGGAACUGAAAAUUCCAAUGAGUCAUUAGAAGAAGACGAUUCAAUUGUUGCCGCGAAAAAAAUAAAUGCCCCAACUUCUGAUUUAUUGAAGCACGCGAAACGCUUUAGAAAACCAAAAUUCAAUAAAGGCUCAACUGGAAGUUUAGAUGAGAGUCUAUUUGAUACGGCAAAUUCAAAUUCAAAAAUGAGGGGAAAAAGUGAAUUAAAAAAAUGUAAUGGCGAUAUUGGUUCGUCAUUGGAUUCGUUGGCAAAUAGUUUUGAAUCGAGUAGUCCAGAAGUUGUGGCGAAGCAGACGAAAAACAAUAAUAAAAUGAUGAUUAUUCCCGGUAGUGAUAAAGAAAUCGCUGGUACGAUUUUAAAGGGAAAAUAUCAAAAUACAUCGAGUGAAUUUAGUGGCUACGAUAUGAAUGAUGUUGGGAGUUUUGAAGCAACAAGUGAAAUUCCAAGUUGGACAAUGGGUGACGAUGAGGGUGAAUUGGAGGCGAGCACAACGGCCGAAGAUUACUUCAGUAAUUGGAGUGCAGUCAGUGUUGUUGAAGAUGUUCUAAAUGAAGUCAUGGAUCGAGUUAUGAUGAUUUGCGACGAUUCCGAACCUGCUAAAAUUUCUGAUGAUUCGAUGCAAUUGGAUACGGACGUGAAGCGAAAUUCGGGUGUUGGAGUUCACAAUCUCCAUUCUCAUAUGCUGCUUUAUUGUGGCGUUUACGAUUCAGAAAGAACACUCUAUGCUCUUCGUACAUUAAGAAAUGAAUUGUUAACGAACGCGAGAAUGUUUCUGUGCGCUGCAGCAACAACUGGCAUUGCAAAUAAUACAAAAAGUACAGCACUACUCAAUCUUCUUGCGAGACAUCGAAAAAGUAUAUUUGGACGAAGUUUUUAUGGCGAUGUGGCGAAUACAGAAUUUUUAGCAGCCUAUCGAAGUAGCAUGUAUUUGGAAGUAUUAUUAAGUGUGUGCCUUUACUUCGCGAGAAGUUAUUAUCCAAAUCUUGGACAAAUGCGUCUCACUCAGGAGGAAAUCUCAGGGAACAGACAAGUUCAAUUAUCGAGUGUCGAACUUUUGACACUUAUCUUUUCCGAAUUGAUUCCAAUUGCACGCGAAUCUGGCAAGGGAUUCAGUUGUUAUAUUAUAGAUCUUCUCACGAAAUGUAAAGUGCAAAAAGUCGCCCUUCAUUGUCUUGCCUCGAGUGUGUUGAAUAUGAAGAACGCCCAAAAGGACAAUGAAGACGCUUUCACGUUCACCGAGGAAAUUGUUGCUUUCAAUGAUCCACAAGCUGAAAACGAUGUUAAUAAAUGUAAAUGCAGAGCCAGCGAUCAUACCGAAGCUUUUCAAAUGCAACUACUAAGAUUGAUGCUUUCACUAAUAAUGCUCGAACAUCAAAUUGGCGCACAAAAGGGAGAAGAAAUCGGAUCAUCGAAUUUGCCAACAACUUUAUCAUCUCCUUCACGUGUACCACAUAAUCUCACUGGAAAUACUUUAAAGUACGUUACAGGUUCACCGAUUCCACAACAACCAAUGUUUCUUGCCAGUAUUAUAAGCGCUUUAAAAUUGGAUCACAUGAGGCAUUUGCAUCAAUAUUGGACGACACUUGUAACGUCGAGUCUUCCAUUUAUGGGGUCUUCAUUGACGCACAUUGUCACUUCAGUGAUUCAUCGAUUGUGCUGCAAUAUCGAGCAAUUAGCGUCUUAUUAUGUUAAUGAAGAAGCAGUGUCUGUUACAAAAAUGGAGAAUUUAACUAAUGUCGAAUGUUGCUUGCCAGCCGAUUACACAGUGACGCAUCUAGAAGCUUUGACAUUUCUUUUGCAUUAUUGCCUGUUGGAUACUUCGCAGCAAAUUGGAUUUUCAUUUAAUCAUCCAUUGAGCGGUGCAAUUCAAACUGGCGUCUCGGGCGUUAAACCGGGACAAAUCUUCAAUAAUUUACUACAUGUCUUUAUGCCCAGUCCACUUUCGCCGGAUCUUGGAGCGACAAAUAAAACAGGAACCAGUGAGCAACAUUCGCACGCGAGAAGAACUGCCUUGAGUCAUUUGCCGCGAAUAAUUGCUUCUCUUUCGGCCUUGUGGCAAGCGGUUCUAGCGACGAGAGACAACGAACAAGCAAGUUGCGUUGUUGGAAGUCCGAGAGUUGUCAAGCACCAACUUCUUGAACUCCUGUCGCCAAUUUCUUUUCAUCACGGAGUGAACUUUCUUGCUGCUGUCGCCGUUGCUUGGCACGAGAGGCGACUACCUUCGGUCAACACGAAAAGAGUAAUUCCGGAGGCUUGUCCAAAUCAGCAAGUGAUUGUUCAUUUAGUGAGCGCAAUUCGUGUGAUGCCAUUUGACACUUUAGUUCAAACGGUGCAACAAGUUGUGAAAGGUCCACCUCCAAUUCAGGGUGUAAAACAGGAUUUUUCACUGGAAGUUUCAGUUUUGGAAUUACUCUACGUCUACAUGCAAAGUAAUAAUUCCCAGUCGCUCAUUGAAUCGUGGACAUCAUUGCUUGGUUUAUUAAAAGAUGGUUUAUCACUAACGGCACCGGCACAGUUUCUCCUCCUCGCUAUUCUCAAUGAAUACGUACAAAAAUGUCCGCCGAUGCAAGAGAAGAAGGAUAUUCGCGAUUUGCAGGAUAUUUCUGCAAAGUUAAUUGAAUCGUGUUCGCAAAUUGCCGGCGCAUGUUUGGAGCAAACAACGUGGCUGAGGAGAAAUUUGGCAGUACGAGAAGACGCAUUCGAUGCUGCCGAGGUAACGUCCGAAGGAAAAGAGGGAAAAAGCGGUGCCGUCACGCCUGGAACACCGCCAAAUUCUGCCUACAGUGUUCAAGCCCAAACUGUUCUCGCAGAAAUUUUAGCACCUUUAUUGGACGUUAGUUAUGGUUCUCAGGAAAAGGAGAGAGUCGCAACUUUAUUGACGAAUCUUAUGUAUAACGUUACACCGUACCUAAAAAAUCACACGACGAAAAAUAUCGCUUCGUUCACUGCCUGCUCACAGCUUUUGAGUUCCUUGUCGGGAUAUCAGUACACGAGGAAAGCUUGGCGAAAAGAUGUCCUCGAAUUACUGCUCGAUCCUGCAUUUUUUCAAAUGACUCCUGCUUGUUUGCCCUAUUGGCGAACAAUAAUUGACAAUUUAAUGACACACGAUAAUACGACUUUUAGAGAUCUUCUCAAUAAAGUUUCUUUAGCGCAAAGCAGUAGUAUCAGUAUUUUCUCAUCCAAAGAACAGGAAUACGAACAGAGAGCGCAGUUUUUGAAAAGACUCGCUUUUGUUAUACUUUGCAGUGAAAUGGAUCAAUAUCAUAAAUAUAUGCCAGAAAUUCAAGAACGUUUGGCGGACAGUUUACGUCUUCCUCAAGUGAUACCGUCAAUUCAGGCUCAAGUUUUUUUGUGUUUUCGUGUUUUACUAUUGCGAAUGUCUCCGCAACAUGCGACUUCAUUGUGGCCUGUUAUUGUUAGUGAAUUGGUUCAAGUUUUUCUUCACAUUGAACAGGAACUCACAACCGACACUGAAGAGUUCAGUCGUCAGAGCAGUUCACAUAUAAAAUUGCUGUCAGCUUUGGACUCUUCAUGGGCUGUUAACGCGAGUAAUGGUUUACAAGCUCACGGUCAUCCACAUUGGUUGCAACUGCAAUUGGCAGCCGCAAAAUUACUCGAUUUGGCACUUUUGUUACCGGCUCAUCGACUUCCUCAGUUCCAAAUGUAUAAAUGGGCUUUUGUUGGCGACGCUGCAGCAAUUGGCACUGAAAAUAAUAAUUUAUCUUCUGAUUUUGUCCCACAUAUUACGAGGAUAGCAAAACUCAUGGAUAAUAAGUUUCAGGAAAAAAAUUCGCAGUCAAGUUUAGCACGUGUCGGCGAAUUAUUAUUAACGUCAAACAGCAUUCGUACAUUACAAGAUCUUCAUAAUUUUUUCACCUCACUUAGCAAUAGAUCCGGAGAUACUCAAGGUCCUCUAAACGUCGCACAAUUAGAGACUGUCAUUGAACAAGACUUUCUAGAGAAAAUGCCGACAAUUCCAGCAAGAUAGUAGGAAAAGUGUCACGUAAAUAAAGGUUUAGCUUUUGUAUAAUAAUUAAUUAUUGUAUUAUAAUAAAGAAAGAAAAGAAGGAGAGUAGGCCGCGAUCCUUGAUAAAGUGACAAAUUUCGCACAGGGAUAUUUGCUAUACAGAUUAUAAAUCUUUGUUCGCAAAUAUUUGUUAUUGAUAACACGUGUAUAAAACAAAUAUAACUUUAUAUUUAUUAUUUUUUUCUGAAGGAAAUGUAUGGAAAAGAAUCGAUAUUUUGCAUUAACAUAACAUUUUUUCAAAAGAAAAACAAUUUCCGUCAAAAUACAUAGCAAAUUAGUUUUUCACUAUUUUGUUCCCGAAAAAAAUCAGAAUUUGUUUUUCCCUUGAGAAAAUUAGUUUUAAAACAGGAAAAGAAUCACAUUGGAAAUUAAAAAAAGAAAAAUGUCCAUGAAAACAUUUUUUGUAAAAUUUUCUAACAAUUUUUAAUGAUUUUAAUUAAGUAAUUAAUAAUUAAUAAUCAGUCAGUUAUUUAUCGAUAUUAGAUAAUAUUUACAUUUAAUUGUAUUAAUUAUUACUAUUAUUAAGUUUUUAUCAAUUAUUAAUGAAUUAGGUAUUCAUUAAUUAUUACGUUUUAGUUAAUCAAUCGUUAUUUAGUGUUAAUUAAUUAGUACGCAUAUUAAUCGUUAUUAAUUAAUUACUUAAUUGUCAGUGGAAAAACUAUUACUUUCUCGAAAUCUCCUUUUUUCAUUUUCAUACUGUGAUUCUAUUUUCUUAAAGUUAUACAAUAAAGAAAUCUAUAUUUAUGAGAUGCAUUAAAUUUUCGAAUUUUUUUCUCUCAUUUGGUUGUGAAUUCAAGACUUAACUUCGGAUAAAAAUUUGCUUUUUAAAUCAUGUCUGAUGGAUGAAAAUAAUAAUUUUUAAUUUCUUUUUAUCAACACAAAUAUAUUAUGGUUAAGUUUUCUUUUACUCUUUCAUUCAUUCUUUUUAAGAAUUAAUUUAGACAUUUUAAUGUUCUCGAUAUUAUUUUGAAAGAGAGAUAGAAAUUAUAUAAAACAAUAUAUUGUGUUCGAUAAAAAAAAAUAAUAAAAUAAAAAUUUUCAUUAUUUUCACCAACUAUUUUUGUACUCUCAGCAAGUGCAACUUUCACGAUAGAACUUUUGAAAUUAUGAUAAAUUAUAUUUAUAAAACUGCAUUUAUUCGUUUUUAAAAAUGAAAGGAAAAAGAAAAAAUUGUACAGAGUUUUAAAAGACAGUUUCUAGAAUAAAAAAAAGAAAGAAUUGUGUAAAAGUAUCAGUCGUGAUUCAAACUGUGAUAACGGCAAAUUAUAUCUAGAAAAAUAUUGGUGUGUAUGUAUAUUAUAUGUAUGGAUGUGAAGGAAACAAAUUUUCGAAUUUACAAAAAAAAUAUCAUUAUUCUAGUCCCGAAAUUUUUUUUGUAAUUUUUCUUUAUAGAUUGUUCAUCUUGAAAUGAAAGAAAGAAAAAUUCUUUUUAUGGAUUGUUUUUUUAUGAUUUUAAAAAUUUAAUGACUGACAUUUUAUUGUAUUGAUUUUUUAGUUUUUUUUUUGAAUUUUUUUUUACUCUUUUAUUAUUUAUCGUUUAAAUGAAAGAUUUGAAUCACGAUUUCUAUAUUGAAAAAGAAAAUAAAAAUGUUCAUUCAUGUAUAAUUAAAUUUCUAUAUAAUAAACGUAAUGUAAUGGAGUAAAAUUACAAAAAAAAAGAAAAUAAUAUACCUGGGACUUUUUAUUUCCAAUGUAAAGAAACUGGAAUAUUAAAGACGUGAAUUAUUUGAGUUCGCAGGCAAUCGUUAUUAUAAAAAAAAGGUUAUUAAUUAUUAUUAAUUCGUUGAAGUUGAGUUUUACAUACGUUAUCAAACUUGUACACAGUGUGACGUUUAUCUAAUAUAUUAAAAUAUUAUUUAGUUAAAA